GGUUAGUCAACAUCAAAACUGCCGAAUUUAUACGUGUUUAUUUUACAUUCUUUUUUCAAACGAAGAUUUGAAAAAAAAUACAAUACCUCUCUUUUAUAUGAAACAACCACCAGAAAUGUCAUUGCCAGAGGCGACAUGGCUGAUGAAGCGAAUGAGAAUCCGGAAGGCCUCCAAGAAGGCGUUAUUUAUGUACGCAACACCUUAAGCGAGCUCGCUGACAUUUAUUUAAAACCCAAGCAACAAUCUUUCGAUAGUAUGGCACUGUACGCGGUCUUGUCCGAGGAAGCUAUAGACCUGUUACAAAAAAUACUGGAUCAUCAUAAAGAAGAGUUUAUUACAAGUGAAAAUAUAAAUUUUUGUUAUUCUUUGAAUUUUCCAACCAGUUGGGAUUAUAAAAUAAGAGAAGAAUUGUUCCUGCCUCUAUUCGUAAAAGCUGGUCUUCUCCAUGAAAAUGAUGGUCCAGGCAGGCUAGUGUUUUUUUCAAUGUUAGAGUUAAAUUUUCAAAACAUGCAGAUGAAUACAAAUUUCCGGAGGAAAAGAAACAUAAAGUAUGGUGAUCAGCGCGUUAUGUGUACAAUAGAUUAUCAAGAUUAGAACAACGAAAAAUGGUGCCACAACUGUUAAAACAGGCUCACUGUGUAAUCUCGUUUGGACUAAACGAAGUACGAUUGUCAUUAAUAGCAUGUGUGGAAAAGCAUUGUGACACUACGUUAUCAUCAGAAUCUAUCGACGACAUGCUUGAAAAACUCAAUCAAAAGUGCGAAGAAGCUGGUUUUCAUAACAACAAAUGUUGUUUUAGAUGAACGGCCAUUGCCAGACUUGAAAUCUCGCUGGACGAAUGACUCAAUCACUUUAGAGGACAUACUUGAACAUUUU
Molecule: messenger RNA, 876 nt
Organism: Mucor mucedo
Lineage: Eukaryota; Fungi; Mucoromycota; Mucoromycetes; Mucorales; Mucoraceae
Exons: 3
Coding region: 136-594 (152 amino acids)
Source: RefSeq, a predicted model, not a curated record